This is a messenger RNA of Hypomesus transpacificus, 780 nucleotides long. RefSeq lists its product as uncharacterized. Lineage: Eukaryota; Metazoa; Chordata; Actinopteri; Osmeriformes; Osmeridae. The record is from RefSeq and is a predicted model, not a curated record. The coding region runs from base 92 to 670 and encodes 192 amino acids. The transcript is spliced from 5 exons.
CAACAGGAAUUGAAACUUACAGGGUGACUACCCUUCACUACACUUAAUUCAAAUGCAGAACCGUCAUUUAUAAUUUCAUCUUGAUGUCACCAUGCUGUUUUUCUGUGUGCUGUUGAGCAGUGUAGCCUUAUCCCAGAGUCUGACAGAAAAACAUGCACACUGCAAUGACAAUGUUUCUCUACAGUGCAUGGCUGUUCAGGGGGAUAGGAAUUACCGCUCCAUCACAUGGUAUAAGCUCAAUAACCGGACUGGCAUAAUACGGAAAAGUGAAAAUAAAACAACAAAGUUCAAGUUCAACCGCACUGUUCACUUUGGAGCAGAUGACAGUCUGGCCCUUCCCUCAGUCAGGCCUGAAGAUGGAGGAAUCUACCAGUGUGCCACCAGGGCAAACAUAGGAAAGAAAAACAGAGAGUCAGAUAUCCAACUGACUGUAUCAGAUUGCGUGACCCCAGUUUAUUUGACUACAACAGUGACAUACAAAAGCAACAUGAACAGUUCAACCCCACACUUCUUCCUUCCGCAUGUGGGGGAGGUAUCCACCCUCUGGAGUGUCACAGGGUUCUUAGUGGUGAACCUGGUCAAACUUUCUCUCUGUCUCAUCUUCAUCUGGGUUUCUAAAGCCAUCAAGAGGAAGCUACUCAAACAAAAACGGCAGAGAUGGCAAAGAUGAUUUGAACAGUAUAUUAUUAACAUUCAUCCAAGAAAGUUGGUUGAUGAAAUGGAUGAUAUGAAGACUGCUUUUACAAUGAGACUGUAUUAAACAAUGUUCUGUCAAAUCUA